AUGAUUAUUUUCAAAGAUCUCUUCUCCGGUGACGAAUUGUUGUCCGACGCUUACGAUGUCAAGUUAGUUGACGGUGUCGUUUACGAAGCCGACUGUGACUUGGUUCAAGUCAGACCAGGUGCAGAUGUUGACAUCGGUGCCAACCCAUCUGCUGAUGGUGGCGACGAAGAUGUCGAGGAAGGUGUUGAAACCGUCAACAACGUUGUCUACUCUUUCAGACUCCAGCAAACCGGUUUUGACAAGAAGUCUUUCUUGACUUACAUCAAGGCUUACAUGAAGGCUGUCAAGGCUAAGUUAGCUGAAACCAAGCCAGAAGAAGUUGAGGUCUUCGAGAAGGGUGCUGCUGCUUACGUCAAGAAGGUCAUUGGUUCUUUCAAGGACUGGGAAUUCUACACCGGUGAGUCCAUGGACCCUGAUGCCAUGAUUGUCUUGAUGAACUACAGAGAAGACGGUGAAACUCCAUUCGUCGCUAUCUGGAAGCAUGGUGUUAACGAAGAAAAGAUCUAA
This is a messenger RNA of Pichia membranifaciens NRRL Y-2026, 507 nucleotides long. RefSeq lists its product as hypothetical. The coding region runs from base 1 to 507 and encodes 168 amino acids. Gene Ontology annotation, cellular component: cytoplasm. The record is from RefSeq and is a predicted model, not a curated record. NCBI's taxonomy places the organism in Eukaryota, Fungi, Ascomycota, Pichiomycetes, Pichiales, Pichiaceae. Gene Ontology annotation, molecular function: calcium ion binding. The transcript has a single exon.